This is a messenger RNA of Cooperia oncophora, 294 nucleotides long. NCBI's taxonomy places the organism in Eukaryota, Metazoa, Nematoda, Chromadorea, Rhabditida, Trichostrongylidae. The record is from the annotation of a GenBank genome assembly.
AUGCAUCAUUUUAUAACCUGUCUUCUGCUCGGUUCCGUCGUCACGUUGACCCUUGGAAAAGGUCUCGAAUGUGCUGUAUGUCUACAGUUCGUUGAAGGUCUCGAUAAGGAGGAGAUCAAAGAGGAUAAAAACCUCAAAAAGAAAGCUGAACAAGACUGCAGGAACAUCUUCGAUAUGCCUGUAAUCGACGACUACUGUAUCAAGCUGGUCGACAAGGAUUUUGACAAAAUCGUCCAGAUGAUUCUGAAUGACGAAAAACCUGAUGUGAUCUGCAAGAAGAUCGAUAUGUGCUGA